ACUAUCUGUGCAUUUUAUCCAGCUUCUGAUCUUUCAUAUGAAGAAAGAAGAAUUGUUGAUGCUGUACUCUUUAAAAAAGGGGGUCUUGAUUAUGAAACAGAGAAAAUUCUAAAUGAUGGUCAACUUCUUAAGACCAAUGCACUUGUUGAUACAAGUUCAAACAAAUCACAUAUUGCACUGCUUGAUUUUCCAGCACCAUUGCUCUGA
Molecule: messenger RNA, 207 nt
Organism: Entrophospora candida
Lineage: Eukaryota; Fungi; Glomeromycota; Glomeromycetes; Entrophosporales; Entrophosporaceae
Source: the annotation of a GenBank genome assembly